AUGGAAACUGUGCGUCAAAAAUGUCGCCCAAAGCACCAAGUGCUUAUCCUCAAGUGCUUUCCUCGCUAUCAAAAAGGCGUCCUCGAGGUCAAACCGAAUGGAAGCGAACUCUCAUACCUACUAUACUACGCUAGUACGCGUCGAAGCAAAUUGCAAAAGGUGGGCGCUUUUCUGGAGAAGAAAGCUGCGCGGGACGUGUCCAGAGGACGGAUUGGAAAUGUCCAAGUGACUCUCCAAAUCCUUUCGGCGCUCAUCGAGAAGCUACCCCGCGAACUACCUCUUUACGGACACUCGGUUCUGAAUGUUCUCGACACCGUCCUUCAAUCUCAUGACAUUGCAAUGGUAGAAGAGACUCUACAAACCUUUGAGACUUUCUGCAGCCACCAGGAUCUCGCAGUCUUGGCUGCCGAACAACGGUAUGCGACGCAAUAUGAAAGCAUAGUCCAAAGCUACGCCGCAUUUGCCUCGUCCAAAUCGAGUAUUUCGUCCAAGGUCGCGGCGACUAGUCUCCCAAUAAGAAUGCGCUGGAAGAACAUAGGAUUGAAGGCUAUCAAGAGCAUGGUCAGCUCUGAAGGUCUCAGCGCCGAUGGAGGAAAACAGCUUGCUUGUAUCGUGCCAGUCAUUCUGGAAAAUGUAUAUGAUGGCGGUGAAGAACUUCUGGAUUCAUUGCAUCGAACAGCACAAAACAACGAUAAGGCCACACCCGAGCAGGCUAGACGUCGUCGCGCGAGUACAGUGACCGUUCAAAAUGUGGAUACUGCCGAUGGAAACGUCGCAGAAGCUUCAGGCACUACUGCUGAUGCUGAUAAAGUAGCCGAAAUGGAAGUCCGAUUACUCGCGAUCAAAUGUCUCGAACGCAUAUUUGUUGUUAGCAGCAAUCGUCCACAGAUACGAACAGCGGCAGGCCUUGUGCUACACUUCAUUGUGAGUAGAGAUGGAAACAACAAAUUUGAGACGGCGCCGCAUGAUCUUGGCAGCUGGGCAGGCUCCUUGAUGGACGUUAUCACCAAAUGGUGUCCAGUACAGGAUCGCUUUAUCAUCCUUUUCACUGCUGUUGAGAUAUUACGAGGAAUCUCGGCCGACGGACAACCCAUAAGCCAACAGAUCGUCAUGGCUUCAUUGAUUGACUCCCUAUUGAAAUCACCAGUAAACAUGAUUGGGCUGAGUGUGAUUGAUGUGCUAGUUGGAUUCGUUCAGCACAUACUCCGUCUAUAUCAAGCUCCGUUGCAGUCAAGUCAGCCUACUCAGAUUGAUACGACGGCAUCGAUGGAUCCAAACACAAAUGACGCAGUUCAGCAGGAGUCUAUGCUUACCGCUGAACAUGUGAAGCUAGCAUCACUGUUGAAACAAUGCAUUGCUGAUCUCGCCACGCAUACCUACUACGCUGAUCAAAUUUCCGACAUGGUCCGGACCCUCUUGAGGCGUAUCCGACCUCUAGCUCCUACAGAUGUCUCGACAGCUACGUUAUCAAAGAUAAUUACAGAGCCUAAUGCAUCAACAAACAACAUUUCGAACUUGACUGGCGAACGACAGGCCGAAAAUUACUUCUACUUGGCAGCUUCGCGCGUCGUGGCACUUGAAGCCGUCAAGGAUAUUCUAGUUGUUGCGAAUCAGGGAAAGACAAUAAAUGGCCCAGAGAUUGAGUCGCGAAACAAAGUCGGUCUACAAGUUUGGGAAGGCACACAAUGGCUUGUACGUGAUUCUGAUCGUCAUGUUCGUAACGCGUACGCUGAAGCGUUUGCAUCUUGGCUUGAACUGGAAACUACCAAGAAUGACCUCAAAGUUCCAGACUCGUCUGGUAGACUUUCUCGGGCUCAGUCCAAACGUGAAAGUGACGGCUAUAAACGAAAUGCGUCGAUGGCAGCGGUCGACAAAACACACACGCAUGCCUCUUUCGUUUUCCUUCAACUUUUGCAUCUAUCACUCUAUGAAACGGCUAUCGAAUAUGCGGACAAACAGGAAGACAUCUUGGUGAUUUAUGUCCUCCUCGUUCAGAUGAUCGAUAAACUUGGUGUUAAUGCUGUGCGGUUUGGACUUCCCAUGGUCUUGAAGCUGCAGAGUGAAGCUCUCACCACAGCUACUUCUCAGGUCAACAUUGGAAGUUUAGUGUAUGGCUACUUGACAGCAUUGACUGACAAGUUCGGGUUUGGCUCUUCCCAACUUGGGUCUGCGAUCACCGGUGAGAUAUUCAAGCGACAGAAAAACGGUACAUGGCUCGAGAUGGUCCAGCUCCCACCGCUUUCCGUGAGUCAAAUUCCAUCAUCGGCCAACGGAUCCCUGGACAGGCCAGGACUGCAAGAGCCUUUGCGUGCUUUUAGUGCUGUAGGAGAACUCGUCAAGCAAAUUGAAGAAGCCUACAAUACACUUCUUGCCGCCCCUCAAAGCCCUCCUGGCUCGCCUGGCAAGCAUAUUACUUCUCAAACUACUGGCAAUGGAUAUCUGGAUAGUGCCCAAACUUCGCCAACCCUACCCAUCGAUGUCAAGGAAGAUAUGCUUUCUACCUGGUCGAAAGAAUCCUUUAUAGCAGUGUUGGAGCGGGAGAAGGCAAGGGCAUCAUCCGUGGCCGGGUCUAGGAACGGCACCUCUAGGCGAAGUCAUGGAAGUUAUUACCCCAACGGAUAUGGCAAUAAUACAUCCAAUGAUGGGGGGUCCCCUAUCAGCCUCAAUCGGAACAAUCAGACCGCCGCAGGAGCGGGACCAGGCAGCUCGUCUAGCUCUCAGGGCUAUCAACGCCACUCUAACAGCCGGGCAGCAGAUGGCGCUUCUGGAAUAUCAAGCAGAGACUCUACCAUCCGGGUCAAUGAUUUGAAGAGAAUGCUGACGGUGACCGGGAACUCUAAUGUCCGUCGAUCUAGUCCGCUACGAGGUCGUCUUGAUGCAAGCAAUAACAGCGUCCACACUUCAAGUAGCGAAAGUUUCGUGAGUGGAACCUUUUCUGCGUCAGACUUCGAUGCAGAAAGUAGACCGCAAUCCGUCCGAGAAGGGUCGGAGACACCGAAAGCCACCCCUGCAACCACCACAAGUUCACACUCACACUCCAGUACAAGCAUUAAUAACUACGACAAUGAUACUAYCCCGCCAGUCCCACCUCUCCCUUCAGGACUCGUUAUCCCAGGUGGAUUUCCCGAUACCAGCUCCUCCAAUUUGUCUCGACAGAACUCAUCGCGCUCGGAUGGCCGUUCUUCUGUGUCGUCGCCGAACCACAUCAAUUCCGGAGGCUCUAUCAAGGGCAAGAGUAACGGAACCUCAUUAAAUCGAUCACUAAGCGGCAAGCGAACUCGAUCGACCACUAGUCUACACAAAGCAGCAAGUUUGAGACAGCAACAGCAAGAGGGUUCCACGGGCACAGAGAACAACGUCAGGCUCGAUAUUGAGAAACUCCUCGACGGUGUCCUACCGCAAAAUAACAGCGCCACCUUGAGCGUCGUCGACCAGACCAAUGGACACAGGAGGACAAGCGGUGGUAUCGGACGACCUCCGUACUAA
Molecule: messenger RNA, 3486 nt
Organism: Talaromyces amestolkiae
Lineage: Eukaryota; Fungi; Ascomycota; Eurotiomycetes; Eurotiales; Trichocomaceae
Exons: 2
Coding region: 1-3486 (1161 amino acids)
Biological process (GO): protein localization to plasma membrane
Cellular component (GO): plasma membrane
Source: RefSeq, a predicted model, not a curated record